AUGGCUGCCGCUCCGCAAGAUGAGCACAAGGCAUCUGCAGACAUGGCCACUACAACAGCUUCUGAUACAGGUUCCCCUUUGCGUGAGGACUUCGAAGAAGUCGUGGAUGCCGAGCAGCCACGAGUCAAAGGCUCAGAGAUGGUCAUGAACUUGAUCGUCGGAGGACUGGGCACCGGCAUGCUGAGCCUCCCCUGGGCUAUGGCGGGCGCUUCGGUGUCCGUCGGGGUUGCUAUCAUUGUGCCACUGGGCGCACCGAACAUUUGGACCAUUAUGAUCCUCGUCGUUGGUGCAGAAAGGUACCAGGUCUACGAUUUGGGGGCCCUCCUGGGGAAACUUCCUGGCCAUCUGGGCCCAGGCAUGCAGAUCUUCACGAAUCUGAUGGUGUGGGUCGUCCUUUUUGGCUCGCUCGUCAGCUACAUCAUCAGCAUCUGCGACUCUGCGCAACCCUUCAUUGCAGGGACCUUCCUGGAGAAGCGCUGGGCCUUGGCGGGCUUGGCUUCGAUCUUGGUUCUGGCGCUUUGCUUCCUGGAUCAGAAGUAUCUCUCCUUCUCGUCUGCCGCGGCGAUCCUUGUCAACAUGUAUUUGUUGGGAUUGGUUUGCUCCGAGUACGGGAAGCGUGCCGCGCAUGGUGAGCUGCCGGCUGGCGUUUGUGGCUUUGGAUUUGCAAAGGGAUCCGUAACCAUGGUGAGCACGAUGAUGCAGAGCGUCAUCAUCCAGAUGUGCGUGCUGCCAAUGUACAAGGAGCUGGAGAACAGAUCCCCGAGGAGGUUUGGAAGGCUGCUGACUGUUGCAUUCUCCGUGCUGGCAUUGAUCUUUGUCAUUCUGGCCAUGGCGGGGUACUAUGCCUUCGGACCAUCGGUGGAGUCGAACCUCCUGUCCUCCCUGCCACGGACCACCGCCAACAACGUUGCACAGGCUGGGAUGAUACUCACCAUGGCUGCUGUCUACCCGAUCAUGAUGAUCGCUAUGAUCGCGCCGGUCAAAAACCUCCCCUUGGAGCGAUUUGGCUGGCAGGCCCAGGCGGUUCGACGCAAGUUCAUGGCCGUUUCUGGACUGAUCCUUUUCUUCGUCGUCGCAUCCUUCUUGGUGGCUCUGGAGGUGCGGAGCUUGGGACUUGUGAAUGUCCUGGACGGGGCGUUGUGCGUCGGAGUGUUCACAGCUUUGGCACCGGGUCUGGUGGGGCUGCUGUUGAUGGAUAGACGGAGCUUCGCAUGGAAAUCCGCCAUGUACCUGCUACUAGCUGGUGGCAUUGCGAUGAGCGUUCUGGGUCUUGUCUUCACGCAAAACGAGCCCGAGCUGCUUGCAAAAGCUUGCAAGCUUCCCCAUGCUGCCGAUGUGAGUAUCGGAAUGAUUCUGACAGAUCUCAGAAUCACAACAACGUGA
This is a messenger RNA of Symbiodinium sp. CCMP2456, 1383 nucleotides long. The record is from the annotation of a GenBank genome assembly. Lineage: Eukaryota; Dinophyceae; Suessiales; Symbiodiniaceae.